UGCCAAUACCAUGACCCCACUGCUACCAUUGGGCACUCCGUUCACAAUGUUGACAUCAGCAAACCACUCACCCACACAACACCAUACAUCUGCCAUCUGACCAGUACAGUUGAAACUGGGAUUAAUUUGUGAAGAGCAUACUUCUCCAGCAUGAUAGUGGCCAUCGAAGAUAAGAGUGAGGAGACCUUUGAAAUCAUGGACGUAGUAGAGUAUGCCAAGAAACAGAGAUGGUGGAACAAAAUAUUUGGCGAGAACUCUGGGCCCGUAGCAGAGAAGUAUAAUGUUGCCACCCAGCUUGCCAUUGGUGGAGUGUCUGGCUGGUGUGCAGGGUAUUUGUUCCAGAAAGUUGGGAAGCUGGCAGCUUCGGCAGUGGGUGGAGGCUUCUUUUUCCUUCAGAUUGCCAAUCACACAGGAUACAUCAAAGUGGACUGGAAGAGGGUGGAGCGUGAUGUAAACAAUGCCAAGAAGCAGCUGAAGUUGAAUGCAGAAAAGCCCACUAAGGAAGUCAGGACAAAAGUGGAUGAGGUGCAGACAUUUGUGAAGAAGAAUAUUAUCCUCACAGGAGGUUUUGCUGGGGGAUUUCUGCUGGGCUUGGCCUCUUAAGAGCCUCUCAUUUCGGUCUUUACUUAAUAUGUUUUGUCUCAUACAAGGCUGAAAACAGCUUAAACCUAAGCAGCUAUCUAGAUAUGUAAGUAGACUCCAUUGAUAUCAUAUGUCAAGCUAAUUCAUAGGUUUGGUGGGUUUUUUGGCAUGUGUCAAUUUGAAAACAGCCUUUUAGAUACUAUGUCUGUGGUUAAAGUUUAUGCAUGGUCUAUGCACAUAUGGCAGGAGCAUUGGCUUUAAUUUUUCUAUGGGUUGUUUUGGUAUUGUACUUAUUUGAGAGAUUGUUCAGAUCCACUUCAAUAGUUGUAUCUGUAUGCAUUCAGAUGGCACUCAGGGUUCUCCCCAGGAAUUUUUUAAAACAAGGUGUUUCUGCUGAGUAUGGCUGGGGGGUGGCCCUGAGGGGUGUAGUGCCCCCCUUUGGACUCAGUUUAUUUAUUUAUUUAUGACGCACCUCUAACUGCCAUUUCCUGCAAUCUAGAGAAAAAAUGGCCUAUGAUACAUAAAGUGGAGCAGCGCCUCUUACAUUCUUUAGGGAGAACCCUGGAACUGGAGCAAAGCCCUUUAGCGUGUUUUGUAACAUCCUUCAUUUUCUAAGUUAAGAUCAACAAGGUUGUUAUGUGUUUAAAUGUUACUUCAAACCGAAGGGUUUGAGUUAAAAGCCGUCAUUGAAAAUAAGAAUUUGUUCUUAACUGACUUGCCUAGUUAAAUAAAGGUAAAAUAAAUAAAAAUGUAUAUGUAUGAGUAAAUACUGUAUGACAGGACUAGGAGGACACAGUAACGCAAGUUUGAAUGGUAUUUGAAGUUAUAUUCUUACCUGAAAAUCAGUGACAUUUCAAAGUAUAACUCAAAGAAAAUCAUGUGUGCAUAUUAACCGUCCCCAAUAGUAUUGACUUAUUUACCAGUGCAGGAGGUUGCGUGUGAAGUAUUUAUUUGAGACCAAAGAGUGAGAUGGCAAGACUGGACAUAUGAUUUGGCUUUCUAAUUCCCUGCAAAGAGUGAGGCGUGUCAUGUGUGUAAGUACAGGCUGUGCACAUUAUCAAAAGCUAGGGUGUAUUUGUUAUUUGGAUUCUGUUGUAAAAUGUAGUGCAACGGAACCUGUUUACUCCAAACAGAAAAUGUUUUGCAGUGAAAACAAGUUUGUUCUUUCUGAAAAAUUCAAGUAGGUUCUGUUUGCUUCCUCGUAAAUGUUUUUUGUUGCAGAACUUUUUGCAAUAGACCAAACAUUUUACAACAAUCAGGCUAAUGAAUACACCCUUGCCUAACAGCAUACAAGGCUUCUGUUUCACAAACAACUAUGGACAAUUAUGAAUGUAAUACAUGGAAGAUAUCAAUAGCCAUUUGUAUGGAACAUAUGGGAUGACAAAUACACUGAUAGAAAUUAGUUUCCUCUAAUUAUUUCUCCAAUGUUUAUUCUCCUCAAUGCAACCCAUGCCUAAGUACUUAUCAUUAGGAAAGUGUAAAAUGUGCUGUCAAAAGCUUUAAUAGUAUUUUUCACUGUUAAAAUGCAAUAUUUUGUUACAAGUAAAAUGUAUCAUUCUGGGAGAAGUAA
This is a messenger RNA of Oncorhynchus masou masou (cherry salmon), 2152 nucleotides long. RefSeq names its product FUN14 domain-containing protein 1A-like. Gene Ontology annotation, biological process: autophagy of mitochondrion. Gene Ontology annotation, cellular component: mitochondrial outer membrane. The transcript has 5 exons. The coding region runs from base 151 to 603 and encodes 150 amino acids. NCBI's taxonomy places the organism in Eukaryota, Metazoa, Chordata, Actinopteri, Salmoniformes, Salmonidae. The record is from RefSeq and is a predicted model, not a curated record.